AUGACCACAGCCACGCACCAGCACCAGCACCAACCAUCGCAGCCUUCUUUCGGCUUCGCAGCCGAUACAUACGACCCGGAUGAUGUGGUUACUGGAAGAAGUCCCCUCAUGACCCCGCUCCGUCCUAAGCUCGAGCCCUCUCCGAGCCCUCCCCCGGAUAUACCUGCAACUCAAGUUAGUCUGAGUCCUUCCUUUAUCGACGGUCGCGACAAGUCUAAUCGCCACAAGAUUCAUCCAACGUCUGGGGAUGCCGUCUUAGUCGCAUAUCUCGACAACAACCGGGACCCCGAGAUAGCUCGCGCAGCCGGCCUUGAAAGUCUUCCGUGCGAUGAGGACUCACCAGACGAAGAGCCGCCUCAAGACAGGCCCGUGGACAACAACCUGAUGAGCGGGCCUUUACUUCAACAUCUUGCUGCAGACGCCCUUCAAGCUGCUUCCCUGGCUACGGCACCGCCAUCUCUCGCAGCCUCAGUCCCCAAGACAAUACCCGAUAUAUCUAUACCGACCGGUCAGCUUUCCAUUCACGACGAGCCUUCGACGACCAGUGUAUCUGCGCCGCGAUAUAUUUCUGGCAACAGCGUCGCCUCACCACUAAUUGCUCCCUCCAGCGGUCCUCUGCCACCACUUCAGCACGGAGUUUGUGUACCAGCAGGCGAGAUCAAAGAAACCCCCACAUCACAAUCCCUCCCAUCCCUACGUUCCACUUUUGGUGACUUUAGAGAGCUAGCUCCCGAAGGCCUAUCUGAACCAGAUCUUGGACGUGUUCCAUCAGGCCCAUCCCCGACUUUCCCUACUUCACCUGUUGGAAAUCUAGGACAUCGGUUCAGUUUGACUACUAAUCUGCCAUCAUCACCUCGGUCACCACCAGAGGGAUAUCGAACGCUAUCCCCGCAUUCUGCGACGAGUGGGAUUCACUAUUACACAACAAAUGGCGCCCAUCCUCGUGCCCCGACAGAAUACAGCAGUAGCAAUGCUGGUGAAACCCCGAAUACCGAUCAUUCUGGCUCCACGCCUGCCACAUCCACCUCGAUAAACUCAACAUCCAUCACAGAUCGAAUGAGUAUUGACGGGAUCACGCAUCCGCAACCUAUUUCUGACAAAGACAAAGACGAUCCACAACUUCGGGAUGUACUCGCUCAACGACCUGACGGACCCAACCGCGGUCGAAGACGACGUGGUCCACCUUCCUAG
This is a messenger RNA of Fusarium sp. VM40, 1191 nucleotides long. The record is from the annotation of a GenBank genome assembly. Lineage: Eukaryota; Fungi; Ascomycota; Sordariomycetes; Hypocreales; Nectriaceae.